ACAUCUGACCCACCACCACCGCGACGCCCUAGAGCCGCCGCCGCGCCGCCGCUUGGCCUCACCGCCGGCGACCCGCGCCCCCUCCGCUGCGCGCCUAUCGCGCGCGUCGCCAUCGCCGGCAGUCCCCAUCUACCCCACCUCGUCGCGCCCCUGCUCCGUCCGCAGCCUUGGUUCCUGAGAUAUGUUGGGGAAUUUCGGUGGGAAGCCAUGGAUCCUGAUUGAUCCCUGUUGCUCCAUUGCCAGGUGACUGGACUGGUCUGCGUUCUUGGUAUCAGCUGGUUGCAGCAAUGGACGACGGGGACCUCGAUUUCUCCAACCCGGAGGCGUACCUCUGCUCGGACACCGGCGCCGGCUGCUCCAUGGACAGCUACUUCGACGGCAUCCUCAACGACGCGGAGCACCUUGCGUGCACCCACACCCACACCUGCAACCCGCCCGUCGACGACAGCUCGCACACCCACACCUGCGUCCACGUCCACACCAAGAUCGUCUCGGCGUCGUCGGACGGCGGCGCCGCCGACUCCCCGGCCGAGAACAGCGGCGCCUCCAAGAAGCGGCGGCCGUCCGGCAACCGCGCCGCCGUGAGGAAGUACCGGGAGAAGAAGAAGGCCCACACGGCGCUGCUGGAGGAAGAGGUGGUUCAGCUGAAGGCUCUGAACAAGCAGCUGCUGAAGAAGCUCCAGAAUCACGCGGCGCUCGAGGCCGAGGCCGCCAGGCUCCGCUGCCUGCUCGUCGAUGUCAGGGGGAGGAUCGACGGGGAGAUUGGCGCUUUCCCUUACCAGCGGCCUGUGAAGAACGUCGAUUUGGUUUCUGGCGUUGAUCAGGGGGGCUUUCUUGGCAGUGCCCAGGUUAUGAACUCGUGUGAUUUCAGAUGCAACGAUCAGAUGUAUUGCAAUCCAGGAAUGCAGAUGAGAACUAUCGGUGAUGAUGGUGCUAUGAGUGGUCAGGUAUUUGGGCAAGGCACUGGGGAUAUUGCAAACAUCCAAUGCAUGGGGGGUGCGAAAUCUGGGCUCACAAUGCCCCCAGGCUGUGGGGGUAUGGGGACAAUGCCUUCUGGCUGUUUACCCAGUUCUGAAAAGCAGUGAAGGAUUUCCAUGGUGUGAAUCUUCUCCUUGGCAGGCACUAUCGGUUCCCGUGGAGGGAAGGCUGUAUAAAUUGCUAACUUCUAUCGGUCGUGUUGGUUCGAACUGUCGCCAAUGAUGCUUCUUCGAUGGUGGCUUGAGGCGCUGAAACUUUGUUGGGUCUAGAGCUAUUACGGCAUUCUCCUUCGGUUUUCCCUGGUUGCCAUUUCCAGUUUUGCUGUCGGAGUUCGACAGCCUUGCUCCCGGUUCGAGGCACCCGCUCUUACAAAAGGGUCAAAGCGGAAUGGACCAUGAAUAAUAACCAGAGAGCAGUCAUCCAUGUCAUGUGGCAGCCAGGAUAUAUGUUCAGUUUGGGUAGACCCCAACGUUGGAUAUGAUGUACGAACCUUAUGUAAAGCACAUUUUGCAUGGAUUAUUUCAGAGUAGUUGGUAUGCCUGUAUGUGCCUUUCA
Molecule: messenger RNA, 1533 nt
Organism: Triticum dicoccoides
Lineage: Eukaryota; Viridiplantae; Streptophyta; Magnoliopsida; Poales; Poaceae
Product: basic leucine zipper 19-like
Exons: 3
Coding region: 288-1085 (265 amino acids)
Biological process (GO): DNA-templated transcription; regulation of transcription by RNA polymerase II
Molecular function (GO): DNA-binding transcription factor activity, RNA polymerase II-specific; RNA polymerase II cis-regulatory region sequence-specific DNA binding
Source: RefSeq, a predicted model, not a curated record